UACCUAACUGUGGAAUACGCGUGUACUCAGCCCGGUCUGGUGUCCACAGGCCCGCCCUAGCCGGGGUGAGUAUUCAGUCCGGGCAAGCGAAGCACAACUGAAAGAGGACAGGAAGAAAGGCAGCGCGGAGACCCCCCUUCAUCCUGCCUCGUCAUCCAAGGUCAAGCGGCCGUGGCGGCGCCACAUACCGGGAAGAACAUUCGCGCAGCACACGUCGUAGAAAUCACGGUUUUUCUCAAAAUUUUCCGUUGUGACCUAGUGCAAAUUAUAUACGCAGCGAAAGAGAAAGGAUUGGUGCACGAUCCAAAAGUGGUUUUACGCAAUAGUAAUGAAAACUGUGAGCUUGGCGUGCCUCUGAAAAUACGCUAAUUAGGCUUAUUCAGCAUGCAUUUACUAAUCGACUAUAUGUCUGAGACAUCUUAAACAACUUUAGGAUCAUGCCCGGUACCUUAAUCUCUUUUAUAUCCGAAAUCGGUAAUCGCAUGUCAAAUAGUUUCGAUAAAAACAACUAAUUGUUAAACCUCUGCAGCUCACUUUGCACUGCAUGUAGGCGGGCCCCUUAAGGGCGCCGCCUACUUGGAGAGCGCAGAGACGUGCAGAGCCUUGGAAAUCCGGCUUUUAUUCGAAAACUAUUCCACGUAUUGUUUUGCGGUUUGGCUACGAAAAGCAUUUAAGGAACAGCUUACAGGCCUAUAAUAGUGAGACGUUCUAUUUUCCCUUACUAAUAGGUAAGUUUUGACUGUGAAAAUGGCUAAAACGGCACUUUUUGCGGCGAGAUUUAGGUAAGAAGAUUCAUUUUCCCGGGCUUCGGAAAAUUAUAGACCCGUAGAAUGCACCUUUGUCUUGCGUCGCGUGAUAAAAAAAUAUAGUUUCGUAGAUGAAAAUCGAUGGUUCUACGAUGCAGUUCUAAAGCACUGCAUGCCAGUAAGACACUCCAGUGAAGUGGCGCCACCACGCGCUCCGCUCGGCCGCUAUCAGUCCGGGAGGGGAAGUAGCCUUGAGCGGCGGGAAGGUGGGUAUGCGGGGGGAAAAGAUCCGGCUGGUAGGGGGAGUGCCCAGCUGCUGCGUGUCGCUAACCUGAGUCUAGGGCAGUAGCUGUCUUUGACAGACGCACAGUGCGAGGUGCGAGAUAAUAGUUCGUACAUCCAUCAUCCUGCGUGCGUGCUCUGAUACUUGUGAAUGUGUGUGGGUGAAUUGACUCGCGUCAAGUGCCAGUAGAACGUUUAGCCUUUAUACCCAUUUAGAAAGGUUUGAUUUACAAAGGUAUGGAAUCUGCGAGAAAGCAAGUUUUGAAUGAAGACAAAAGAAGAGGUAAAAAACGUCACUUGCGUCUGAAUGCAGUUCGAAAGAAAAGGAAAUGGAACAAAGGGAAAGUUUUACGUUUAGUUGACGGCAGGUAAGUGUGUUGUACAUUUAUUAAGAAACAUGUAAGCCUUCACUUUCAGUUGAAAAGGUUAUAUAGCAUAAUUUUUUAUAUUCCUUUACUAUCCAUUUAAGCUGUAUUAAAUUUAAAUGUUCUUUCUUUCACAGGCUGCGUUACGUGAAAAACCAUGAAACAAGGUUUUCCAACUAUACUUCACAUGAGUCUUUCAGUACAUCCAAACACGCGGGGAAUAUAGAAAAUGCUGUUGAAAGGAAAACCCAGACAGACAGUGAGACUUGCUACAUAACGUUGUCUCCAGCAAGGUGUUCCACCUCUCCCGGCGAUACUGCUUCACAUGAUCAAGUAGACAUCGAUGGAGCAGGUUGUUCGUUUUGGACAAACGAAAUAUUGGCGUCACCGCAGAAAGUCACAACUACUGAUUAUACUACAGAAGAAUAUGAUGUUACUGGAAUAUUUUCAGACACGGAACAAGAGUCAAAAUCGGUCACAAGUGACUACGCUCAGCUUCUUGAAGGCGUGGAGAAACUUUCGUCACCAGCAUCUUCACCCGAACAAACCUCUCCUAAAAAAACUUUCAGCUCUGAAUCAUCAACCUUUCCGAUACAAGGCCGUCGACUGUUUGAUGUUGACUUUCUAUUCAAAGAAAUGUCGCGCAUCAGCCAACAUAACAAAGUGUUUCAGUGUUCGUUUGAAAAUAUGCGAUUAAUAAAAGAACAUAAAAAUGGAAUGAUAAGUAAAUUUGAUUUCAAGUGUAAUAUGUGUGGUACUGUUGAAUCUAUUUUCUCGGAGGACCCCCAAACAAAUAAAGUCAACUGUAACAUGGCAUGGGUGAACAGUAUGUUGUUAACGGGCCAAAGUUUUACACAGUUACAAGACAUAACUUCAACUUUGGAAAUGCCUUGCAUGGCCAAGGAGACUUUCAACAAAUGUCAAAAAUCCCUAUCUUCUGUUAUACACGAUGUCGCAUGUCAAAGUAUGGAAGCCGCUGGCAAAGAAGAAGCAAGAUUGGCAGUAGAAAAUGGCAGUGUGGAUGUCGACGGAGUUCCUCUCAUAGCAGUUGUCACUGAUGGAGCUUGGUGUAAACGAUCGUAUGGAAACAAAUAUGAUGCUCUUUCUGGGGUGGCUUGCAUAGUAGGAAAAGAAACAAAAAAAGUUAUCUUCGCAAGCACUAGGAAUCGAUACUGCUGCAUAUGUUCACGAGCAAACAGUAAAAAUGAGACGCCAAAGGACCACGUCUGUUUCAAAAAUUGGAACAAGUCUUCAAAUGCCAUGGAAUCUGACAUCAUAGUGGAAGGUUUCAAAUGCAGUGUUUCCAUGCAUAACCUGAAAUAUCAUCAGCUGAUUGGUGAGUCACAAGGUGAUCAGUUAAUUUCAGAUGUUAUUAAUUAUUAUGUAUUUGUGUCGAUAGUAUAUUUUCGAAAUAAUUUCAAUGCCGUGUGGUAUUUAAUGUUUUUAUUUCAGACGUCGCACGUUUCAUAUGUUUUCAUACAAUGCUGCAUAUUGUAACGAACUGAAAUGUAGCGCUUUUGUAACAGCUACUUCCUAAAUAUACAGAAAGGUAUUAGCUCUACAAUGUUUAUAAAUGCAACCUCGCGAAGAGUAGGUACUAAAUAUUGUGAACUAUAUGAAAAUAGUUAGCCUCAGAGCAGUAACCGAGCGCUCUGAUAUGCCUACAAGAAGAACGUGCAUAUGUGGCCAUUUCGAGUUAAAAAUGAUUUGGUAGUUUUCUGUAGGUAUUUUUCAGUGAGCCAUUGUAUGUAAGUAGUUGUGUUAAUUAAAGAAAUGUUGUCUUGCACUUGUAUUUCAUACCCCAGAAAUAGCAUAGCCAUACAAUUCAGAGCCUACCACUAUGUUAAUAUAUGUACUUCUUUGAGGGCUUAACUGCAGAUUUAUGUCUUGGUAUGGUUCUUAGGAAUAUUUUUAAAGGGUAUGCAAGGUAUAAAGUUUUCCAUUUAGCCGAAAAAAGGACCCAAAAAUAUUGUAAAGUAUGCGGCCUUAGUUUUAAUAUUUGUGAGAAAUAGAGUAUUGAAGUCUUAUCUUGUUUAAGGCCUUGUUACAGCGUUUAACGGCCCUUCAAAAACAAUAAUUUUUAAUCAAUGUUUUGUCUAUACAGAAAAAUCACCCAGUUUUAACAAUACCACCUUAAACGUUUUAUUAAAGUAUUGUCAUACCAAUAAACAUAACAGUUUUUUUCCAAUAUUUCUAAAUAAGUUAACGCCAAUUUUUUGCCCGAAAAUGAGAUAAAGAAUGACAAAAUAAUGUAUGCGGCCGAAUUAUACGUGGUAGAUUUAAAUAGCUUCUAAGGAUUUGUUCACAGUUUCAUUUCACGGAGUCAUGAAUUUUCUCAAUUCAUUACAUUGGAAACUAACUGAUAAAUUUAACUCAUUAUUUUCGAAACGCUGCAACAUGGCCUUGUAUUUUUUUUCGUAUAUAAAUAAAUACCUAUACAUUUAUCACAUUAGUACGUAGCGUGUUGUAAACAUUUUCAGGAGAUGGCGAUAGCAGCAUUAUGACCCAGUUGGUGAAGGCUCAGCCAUAUGGUCCAAAUUUUACAAUCACCAAAAUUGAAUGUACUAACCACAUACUGCGAAAUUACCUUCGAAGGAUACGUUGUAUUGCUCAAAAGACGAAAAACGAAAUUGGUUCCGUUUCUCCUGUUCUACGAAAGGCUGUAUCUGACAAACAACUCCGCCUUCGAGCUGCAGUCACCGGAGCUGUGCAGCAUAGGCGUGCUCAAAAAGAGUUUCCAAUUCACAGAAAAAUUGAGGAGUUAAAACUUGACAUUUACAAUGGUCCAUUUCACGUAUUUGGUGACCACUCAGGAUGCGCAAUUAGAGGUUAUUUCUGUAGCGGAUUGAAAGAAAACGAGGAAAACCUUGUACCGCCUCUUCAAGAGGCAGGUAUAUGGUCAGAAAUAAUAGCAGCUCGAAACAUUGUUGCACAUCAUGCUGUAAGCCUUUUACAUAAUGUCAAUACUAAUACAGCAGAGUCUUUCAAUAAUGUGGUUUGCAAGCAUGUUUCAAGUAAACGAGUAAACUUUUGUUUGAGUGGUGGCUACCAAACAAGAAGCGAGCUCUCUGUAAUUUCUUUUAAUUCAGGUCCUCAAACACAGUCCUUUAUCCAUAAAGGUUUAACAAACAGUAGUCCUGGAAACAUCACUAAAGCUCACAUACAGCGCAAGGAACGUUCAUCAGAGAAAAGAAAGCUCAGGAGGCUGACAAACCCACAAACAUUUAAGCGCAGAAAGUUGUAUGUGACAGGUCCUGACAAGGAUUAUGGCUGUGUAGAACAACGCAUACCUGACAUGGAACCAGACGAAUAUGCAAGACAGACACAGGAAUUUCUCGCUAGUCUUUGUAAAACGGAUGAAGAACGAGAAAAUCUACAAAUCGCUACCAAAGGGCAAAAUGAUUCUGUUCUCUGGAAAUCAGAAAGAAUCAAGCGACUGACAGCAUCAAAUUUCGGUAGAAUCUGUAACAUGAAGAAAUCCACUAAGCGAGCAAAAUCCGUUGUCAAUAUAUUGUACAGUAGGUUUUCAGGGACGGAGGCCACAAGGUAUGGAUUGGAAAAUGAGCAUAGCGCCAUUCAGGAUUUUGAAGUGAACUUUGGUAAGAAGGUGGCUCGCUGUGGCUUAUUCGUCGAUAAGGAACACCCAUGGCUGGCAGCAACACCUGACGGUCUUGUUGGAGAUGAUGGUAUCCUUGAAGUAAAAUGUCCUGCCGUAGCUGCCAGAAUGUCUCCACAAGAAGCAGUGGAACAGAAAAAAGUAACAUUUUGUAACAUUGUGGAUGGUAAAAUGUUUCUGAAGAAAGGACAUGCUUACAUGUACCAAGUGCAGGGACAACUGCAUAUUACCAAUCGUAAGUACUGUUAUUUCGUCCUUUGGACACCACGUGGCUUACUAGUGCAACAAAUUGAAAGAGAGAACAGUUUCUGGAAAGAAAAAAUGAUCAACAAAUUGACACAGUUUUACAUGACGUGCCUUCUACCGGAAAUAAUAGAUCCACGUUAUCCUAGGAAUAUGGAAAUCAGGGAACCUGAUAAUACACUGUAAACAAUUGAUGGACAAUAGCCUUACAUGUAAGCCAAAAUUACCACAAACAGUACAGGUAAAUUCCCAUUUUUAAAGAAGGAUAUUAACAACAAAAAUGAUUUCAUAAAGAUUACAGUUAGGCCUAUAGAUUUUUGUUUUCUAGUCCAAUAAACAAUUGAAACAUAGAAAAUUGGCGUACUAUUUUGACGAAAGAUGUUUGAAAUGAUACAGUUAUACAGACAAGUGCCCAGUUGCCAGUUUCCGUGCCAACAGAAAAAAAAAACCUUAUGUUUGUGUAUGCUGUGAAAUACUUAAAUCAAUAUAAUGUAACAGUGUAAUUGGCAUGCAGUGUCUUAUAACUUUGCACUUAGAUUAUAUUAUUAUGGGCCGUAUCUCAUUGUGAAUCGUUUUAAAAGAUAUACGUAAAAUGUUUGUUUCACUCUACAUGUUAUAUUGUGCGCUGAUAGUUUACUACUAGUAUCGAGCAGCUGUUUAUUUUUAUUUUUGGUUUUGAUGUAUUAACAUUAGUUUCAUUAUUUGUAUUUGCACCGUAUUAUUUAUCAAGAGUGUUCGAAACGAAAUAAUUUGUUAUACUGAAUCUGAAAUAGUUGUAUGAAUAUAUUUAUUUUUGUAUGUUUAAAUAUGUAAGGUGGAAUAUUUUUUUGUGUGAACAAUUAGUAUGUAUGUUCAGAGCUAUUGUAUUGUAGCUAUUGUCUCAACAGUUUCAAAACAUUAAGCCAGUUUUUUACCAUUUACUUAAGCUGAUUCAUGGUGACAACUGUCUUAUUUUGUGGUACAAAUUACAUAGAUGUAUAACCUGUAGUAAGAAUGAACAUAACAAUUCUCAUAGAUAUAAAAUGUAAAUAAAAUAUGUAAAUGUGGUAUUGUUGAAUGAGCAUUAGGUGUUGUGUGAAUAAUAUAUUUUGUUAUGAAUGUUGUAAUUUACAAGAAAGAUAUUUAUAUACAUAUGUUGUAAAAUAUACACAUAUCCAUACACACUUUGCAGCAAGUGAUUUCAUUACAUACCCUUCCAUUUUAUUUUGGCAUUUUGUAUACACUGCCAAAGGAAAAGUUUAAUUACGAUUUACUACCAAUCUGUACAAAGUGCCUACAAGAGGUUUACAUUUGUGGAUACAUGUGCCUCUGUAGUACAUUAUUAUUGUAAUAGUGAACGAAUAUUAAAUUCACACAUCUGGUACUUUAAAAUUAAGUAGUAAUAUGAAGAAAACAUACAUUAUAGUAUUUGUUACAUUAAGAAGGAUCACAAACACACAUGGUAUUACCCAUAUUAAAAUAAGAAUAAUAUAUAAAUACAUUAAGAUUAGAAACAUUACAGAGUUUACAUUACUUAAGACCGACGACAAUAAAUAGGGAUGUAGUACGUUGAGUAACAUUGUCAUAUAUUACAUGACAAAUUAAUCCUUUAGUACACUCACUAGGUCAUUGAAUAAUCUAAGACAAUCAUAAGAAUAAACUCAGGCAAUAUAGAAAGGCCUAUACGAGUACACAAACGAAUAAACAUUAGACUACUAGUUAACUUACAGUAGAACAAAAACUAAACAUGUCUUAAUUUUUUAUCAAAUAUUUCAUAAGUUUAUUUAUGACCCGCAGUGAAAUUUACAGUUUUUUUUUGUCCUGAAAUAAAAUUGCAUUCGCUAUGUUCUUUCUAGACAUCGUUUUCCGCACUAUCUCUUAAAAAUUGUGAGCUGUAGCGCUAAGCAGCACACAGGCUGACGAACAUAUAAGAAUAAAUUUAGCCAAUCAGUGUAGGCUAAUGCGUAGCAAGUUUAAUAGUUCAGUCGGUAAUAAUCUAAAUUAUUUGUUAUUAAAUGCAAUAGAAACAAAACGAUCUCAUUUGAUAGCAAAUGUAGAUAGUUGUUUUAAAGUACCACAAAUUUGAAACACCAUUUGUUAAUUCACAGCCAACCAUAUAAGGAGUGAGGCAAUCAUCGUUUACGUAACAUAUGAGAGGCUAAUAUUGAUAAUGGUGUAAGUCACUUAUAUUCUGAAGCACUAGUGUUACAUUAAAUAUGUUUCAUACGAAAGCCCCUCUAAAUUAUUUAAUAUUUAUUAACUUUCUCACAAUCAUUCAAGCACUUAGUUGGUUCUGUCUUUUAAAUAUCGUAACAAAUAAUUGUUUUGUUAAAAAUUGGUAAUGUGCCUUAUUCCACUAUCAUUCUAAGCCUUUCAUAUCAUUGCAUGCAGUUACGGCAUUCAUAAUAAAAGGCCACUUAUAUUUUCCGAGUUUGAAUAGGAAAAUAUAUCUUUAUUCGUUAAACAUUUUUACUAAAGCCUGUUCUAUAGUGACACGGAACCGUAAGCAACGGAAACGCAUAACGGAAACUCAAACGCAAUCGCAAGAGUUGUGUUGCCAAUCUCAUGCCGAAGCGUUUCCGUGUCCGCUUGCGUCCACUGUUGCAAGUAUAUUAAAAUAUUCGUUUUUGUGCGUUCACUGUAGAACGGACCUAAUGAUUUAUAAGAACGGCUGAAAACAAUAGCGUCCGAAAUGAAAUAUGCUAGAUGUAUUUUACUGCAGAACAAUAAACGGCGAUUGUUUCAUCAGCUGCAAAAUAUUGCAUACAAACACAACUUUAAAAGCAACAGAGCAUUCGUUUAAUGGGUAAUAAUAAUUAUAUUAUAGUUUCUUCAUUCCAAAAGAAAGUAUCAUGGCAUAAAAAUAUCUUUCACGAUUCUCUGAAGUGUAAUCUGGCCUUAGUUCAGCGCGGAAAUCCUAAACAAUGACAUUCCGCCGCAUGCGCCAGCCAAGUGUCUCGAGGUGCCGGCUCGGUGCCGGGAAGCGGACACCACGUUCACUAUCUGCCUCGCGCCCUUUCCCCUGCCCACGCACUCUCCCUCCCUGGUGUCUGCUCGGCGGUCGGGUGGGGGAAGACACCAUCCCGCCUUUCGAGGGGCGGAAAGCCACGGCGAGUAGUUCCAGCGUCUGCCGCGAUUCCUGCACGAAGAUGAGCCCGUCCAAGCGCGCGAAGUGAUUUUCCCACGGACAUAGGCGGCGC
Bacillus rossius redtenbacheri is the source of this 8431-nucleotide messenger RNA. RefSeq lists its product as uncharacterized. The record is from RefSeq and is a predicted model, not a curated record. Bases 3894 to 5438 code for a protein of 514 amino acids. The transcript has 3 exons. Lineage: Eukaryota; Metazoa; Arthropoda; Insecta; Phasmatodea; Bacillidae.